AUGGCAUCCCACCGUGCCGAUGCCAGCAAUUUUCUCGAUAAUCGCGGCUACAAGGGCCCUCUUAUCCGCGGUGUCAAUCCCGCUACCCUAUUCGAGAAAGCCGUGCGCGACCGCAUCACGGACUCCUACUACUGGAAGGAACAAUGCUUUGGACUGAACGCAGCGACACUAUGCGAUCGUGCGGUUGAGCUGACUGCGAUUGGAGGCACCCACGGGGUUUCCGAAAAGCCCACUCCGUUUCUCUGUCUCGCUUUCAAGCUGUUGCAACUCAACCCAGACCGAAACAUUGUGCUGGAAUACCUGAAUUUUACUGACCCCGUCGGUGAAGAGACGGAAACGACAGCGGAGGAACAAGCGCAGAGUAGCGUGAUGAAACAACAAGGAGACUUCAAGUAUCUGCGUGCGCUGGCGGCUUUCUAUGUCCGAUUGACGUUUGACGCGGUCGAUGUGUACAAAACCCUGGAGCCUCUUCUUCUCGACUACCGAAAAUUAAAGCGGAGGGUGGGAGAUUCCUUGGUUCUGACCUAUAUGGAUCAAUUUGUCGAUGACCUUCUUACCAAGGACCGUGUUUGCGGUACCAGUUUGUGGAAGUUGCCUUCGCGACAGCAGUUGGAGGAUUUGGACCUACUCGAGGAGCGAGUGAGUCCGUUGGCGGAGGAAUUGGAGGAAAUGGACAGGGAAAGUGAUGAAGACGGACAAGCCAGCGAGACACGAUCUGCCAGAAGUGCUGGCGAUGAUUGA
This is a messenger RNA of Aspergillus tanneri, 741 nucleotides long. Its product is annotated as PRP38 family protein. Bases 1 to 741 code for a protein of 246 amino acids. NCBI's taxonomy places the organism in Eukaryota, Fungi, Ascomycota, Eurotiomycetes, Eurotiales, Aspergillaceae. The transcript has a single exon. Gene Ontology annotation, cellular component: precatalytic spliceosome. The record is from RefSeq and is a predicted model, not a curated record.